This is a messenger RNA of Ilex paraguariensis (yerba mate), 1280 nucleotides long. NCBI's taxonomy places the organism in Eukaryota, Viridiplantae, Streptophyta, Magnoliopsida, Aquifoliales, Aquifoliaceae. The record is from the annotation of a GenBank genome assembly.
AUGAGGAAACAUCUCUUGGAGUCGUCCAAUAGGAUCUCUGCCACAGCACAUCAAGGGAAUAAUUCUGAUGGUUUUCUAGAUAAAUCUUUCUGCUCUAGAAUAGUAAAGGUUGAGUUACCAGUGCGUGUGGAUUUUGUUGGGGGCUGGAGUGAUACUCCUCCAUGGAGCCUGGAGCGAGCUGGCUGUGUCUUGAAUAUGGCAAUAACUUUGGAAAGUUCUCUUCCCAUUGGUGCCAUCAUAGAGACAAUAAGAAGAACGGGUGUAUUAAUUAAUGAUGAUACUGGAAACCAGGUAUAUAUAGAAGAUCUUACGUGUAUUGCAACUCCAUUUGACAGCGAAGAUCCAUUUCGUCUUGUCAAGUCUGCAUUGCUUGUUACUGGUAUUAUGGAUAACAAGAUCCUUGAAUCCAUGGGCUUGCAUAUUCGCACAUGGGCAAAUGUUCCCCGUGGCAGUGGGUUGGGGACUUCCAGCAUCUUAGCAGCAGCUGUUGUGAAAGGACUUCUCCAGAUAACCGAUGGAGAUGAAAGUAAUGAAAAUGUUGCCAGACUUGUUCUGGUUUUGGAACAGCUUAUGGGGACGGGAGGAGGCUGGCAGGAUCAAAUUGGAGGCUUAUACCCUGGCAUUAAAUUUACUGGAAGUUUUCCUGGAAUACCGUUACGGCUUCAAGUCGUUCCUCUGUUGGCUUCUCCUCAAUUGACUAGAGAGUUGCAUCAACGAAUGCUCGUGGUUUUUACUGGUCAAAUUCGACUCGCACACCAGGUCCUACAAAAGGUGGUGAUUCGCUAUCUCCGGCGGGACAACCUGCUUGUGUCCAGCAUCAAGCGUCUUGCUGAACUGGCAAAGGUUGGGAGGGAAGCUUUGAUGAACUGUGACAUAGAUGAGUUGGGUGAGGUUAUGUUGGAGGCUUGGAGGCUGCAUCAGGAACUUGAUCCUUAUUGCAGCAAUGAAUUUGUUGACAAGCUCUUUGCAUUUUCGGCCUGCUAUUGCUGUGGCUACAAGCUUGUGGGUGCUGGUGGUGGGGGUUUUGCUUUGCUACUGGCAAAAAAUGCCGAAUCUGCUAAGGAAUUGAGACAUUUACUUGAAGAAAAUUCUAAUUUUGGCGUAAAAGUCUAUAAUUGGAGCAUCUUUUUACAAACUAGUUGAGGGAGAUUAUAAUUUAGUAUAUAUAUCAAUUACAAAAUUAUUUAUUUUGUAUUUAUUCAUCUGUCCAUUGAGAUGUGUAUCAAGAGCAUUGUAACAUGAUUCCUACAAAUUUAUUUAACUUCUCUAUGAUUCAAGUU